Messenger RNA from Hypomesus transpacificus, 2516 nucleotides. RefSeq names its product BUB3-interacting and GLEBS motif-containing protein ZNF207-like. Lineage: Eukaryota; Metazoa; Chordata; Actinopteri; Osmeriformes; Osmeridae. The coding region runs from base 720 to 1895 and encodes 391 amino acids. The transcript is spliced from 10 exons. The record is from RefSeq and is a predicted model, not a curated record. Gene Ontology annotation, cellular component: nucleus.
UCAGUGUAGUCACUGAAUGUGUAUGUAUUGCUUUCAACGACACAUUGAAAAUAGAUAAAUACAAAUAUAUUUAUCUUAACAGCAAUCAUGCCCCGAUGCCUUGUGGGAUGUUGUAGGACUGGUGUACUGUACUGUACGCCAUCUUCUGUUCUGUAAUCAGCUGUUGUUCUUGUUGUUAGUACAGCAGCUAGCCCCCUGCUUGUCACCUGUAAUAUAGGAUAAACAUGGGACGAAAAAAGAAAAAGCAGAUGAAGCCGUGGUGCUGGUAUCCUUUACCUUUAUUCAUAAUUCAUAUGUCUCGCGUAUAUUCUUUUAAGUCGUCGGAAUAUCCUUCCAUAAUAACCUCGGAUCCACACAUGGCAGAUGAGUUAGCACUUGUUAGCUAGUUAGCUACUCUAGCUGGAAAAGGGACGGUAAUUGAUUCAUACUGUAAAUGCACUGUACUGUAGGUCUGUUGUUUAACAGCAAAAUUGUGUGGUUGAGUAGAUCAGAUAUCUAACAAAUAACGUACACGGUCAGCAUCCCAGCCCCAUGUGUGACUCAUUCAAUGUUUUGGAAGUUGCACGGAUGAGACAGUCCGACACGUCUGAACUAACGUGUAUUGUAACAGAGAUUUUGAUGAUGAAAAGAUUCUCAUCCAACACCAGAAGGCCAAACACUUCAAGUGUCACAUAUGUCACAAGAAACUCUAUACUGGACCAGGGUUAGCCAUUCACUGUAUGCAGGUACACAAAGAAACAAUUGAUGGAGUCCCCAAUGCCAUACCUGGAAGGACAGACAUUGAGCUGGAGAUCUACGGCAUGGAGGGUAUCCCAGAAAAAGACAUGGAGGAGAGAAGGAGAGUCCUUGAACAGAAAACCCAAGAGAGUCAGAAGAAGAAGCAGAACCAGGACGACUCUGAUGAGUAUGAGGAGGAUGAAGAGCCUGGCCCCUCCUUCCAGCAGCCAGCCGCCCAGCCCCAGACAGGAUACAUCCCACCUGCGACCCAGCCUGGCAUGCCCCCGGUCCACACUGCUCCAGGGAUGCCCCCUGGCAGCUACUCAGAUAAUAUUCCUGUCUUAGGAAUGCCCCCAAUGAUGCCAGGUGUGCCACCUAUGAUGCCAGGGAUGCCCCCUGUUAUGCCAGGCAUGCCACCAGGGAUGAUGCCAAUGGGUAGAAUGAUGCCUCCAGGUCCAGGAAUGCCCCCAAUGAUGCCAGGCAUGCCACCAGGGAUGCCACCUCCAGUGGGGCACCGCCCAGGAAUGCCCCACAUGCCCCAGGGCCCCCCCACCACAGGCCCUGGCAUGCUGAACAGACCUGCCAUGCCAGCUGCCUCUGCCCCCCCCGCCCAGCCUGCCGUCACCAAACCCCUGUUCCCCAGCGCAGGACAGAGUCAGCAGGCCGUUCCAGGGUCUGACUUCAAGCUCCACAGUGGCCCCACUACCCCCUCUGAGCCCUCCAAGCCCACUUUCCCAGCCUAUACUCAGGCCUCUGCCACGGUGGGCAGCCCCAGCCCUGGAGGCAUUGUCUCCAAACCCCCCUCUACAGUGACCAGUGGGCCUGCCACCCUCACCACCAGCAGUGCCACCAGUAAGUUGAUCCACCCCGAUGAAGAUAUCUCACUGGAAGAGUUGAGAGCCCAGCUGCCACGGUACCAGCGUAACAUCCCCCAGCCAGGCCACGUCCCGGUAGCCUCCCCCCCUGGAGGACCCAUGAUGAUCCCCCAACAGCCGGGCCUGAGACACCACCUGCAUGGCCAGUACGGAGGCCCACCCCAGGGAAUGCCAGGUUACAUGCCAGGAGGCAUGCCCCCGUAUGGGCAGGGCCCCCCCAUGGUGCCCCCUUACCCAGGAGCCCCCCUACGGCCCCCAAUGGGCAUGAGGCCCCCCGUCAUGUCCCCUGGAGGCCGCUUCUGAGGCCCAGUCAACACACCGCUCUAGGUUUGGACAUUCAACCCUUUUUCUCAUGUCCCCUUCUGCUUCUAGCCAAAACCAGUAAUGGUAAACACACAUUCUACCGGGUCUAUGAAGAAGAGACAUACAUGAAAAACAGCAGACAGAACAACAACAAAAAAACACAUUGCAUGGGACUUUAUUAUUUACACUGUAAGUUAAGCUGCCUAGACUAAGAACCGUUGCAAAUCACUCUCUUCUGUGGCUUUUUCUUCUCAUGUUCCAUUUAGGUGUGUAGAAGUAUAGUAGAUAUGGUUCGUAUUAUAUUGAAGGCCCUGGAGUUACAUGAGCAGUACCCAUCUAUAUCAAGGCAAGUUUACGUAAAAUACAUUACACUGUUUGCAUUAGAAUCAGUGAGGCCUUCACAGCACACAUAGGUGCUGUUGGACUUUGCGUCCCCAACAUUGCUUGGUGAGGGCUUCAGAUGGCGUUCUAUUCAUUCACUGUGUUCAUGUAGGCUAUGUUUUCUCCCUGACCUCCAUCUUGAAUGCUACGUUAACCCUACAUAUAAAGUAACCCUAUAGGCUCAUGUGAACGGGUUCAUGUAAAUGUUAUGAAAUUGUAUUGGAAUAAAAUGUGCAGAAA